CUCUUGGAGGUGGACGAGGCAUUCAUGCCCAGAGAUCAUUCAGACGACGAAAUUAUCACCCCAGACAUUGAAGAAUCACCAUCACUGCCUUCCAGUCUAAAUUGGAAACGGAAGAUACAAGAGGAUACUAGGAUGCAUGGGGCAUCCUGGUAUGAACCAGAGAAAGAUCGAAUAAUCAUCACAGAGCUCACUGACUCUGAUUCAGAACCCGAAGAUCAAAGUAAUGCCGUUCAGAUCAUGUCGUCUGAGGCUACUCCGUAUUGGGAUGAGGAAGAGAAAUGCUUUAAACCAUUCAAAGUCUCUCCUGCAUAUUUAUCACGGUUCGGGAAAAUUCCUCAGACUGAAAAUCUGCCCAUUAACGAGCCGAAUUGCAUGGCCUUGGUCGCAUAUAGACCGCCUCCAUUACCAUUGCCCAUUCUCGGACAGGUCGACGAAGUGGAAGAAAUGUCAAGCUCUGAUGAUCAAACACAAGACGGCAUGGUAGUGGACGCCAUGGAGCUCGAUGAGUAG
Molecule: messenger RNA, 510 nt
Organism: Acaulospora colombiana
Lineage: Eukaryota; Fungi; Glomeromycota; Glomeromycetes; Diversisporales; Acaulosporaceae
Source: the annotation of a GenBank genome assembly